Molecule: messenger RNA, 2046 nt
Organism: Eremothecium cymbalariae DBVPG#7215
Lineage: Eukaryota; Fungi; Ascomycota; Saccharomycetes; Saccharomycetales; Saccharomycetaceae
Gene: CTF3
Product: Ctf3p
Exons: 1
Coding region: 1-2046 (681 amino acids)
Cellular component (GO): cytosol; nuclear body; kinetochore
Source: RefSeq, a predicted model, not a curated record
AUGCUAGCUGAAACUGCUGGGACAGAAGCAAUACAACAGCUAUUGAAUUCUAACGAACUGUCUGAUGCCUCUGAAUUGCGUGUGGUUUUAUCUCAUGUUUACGCGAAGUGCCCUACUGUCGGAAUCUCUUCAAAUGUUAUUCCAGAGGUAAUUAAAUUUCUCUGUACUUCGGAGUUCAUUGCACCAUCAACAAGAGUGUAUUUGAUUGAACAUUGCCUUUUGCCUCGGGGCUAUUUGCCAACCUCUGUGGUUUUUACAGUGAUCCGAUAUCUUGGUGUUCAGACCUCUCAGAACCAGUUUAAAACUGUGGUUCCUCCGGCUAUUCAGGUAGCCCUCUGUAAAUGGCUUUGCCAUGUUUGGCUACUUAUACCGAGUGGUAAAAUCGUAUUUUCAAGGACAUAUACCUUAUGGUUUCAGCUUUGGAUGAUAGAUUACCUACAAGAUUGGAUUACUUAUUUAUUAGCAUGGGCUACAACAUCACCUUUGCAAGUAACGGAAUACAGAACCCAUGCCCUCUUGAAAAUAGGAGAAAACCCAGGCUAUCUUAAUGGUAGAGCCCUUUCUGCGUUUUUGCUCUGCCGUUACCGGCAGUUGAAGCCCAUUGAGCCGGUAAUAACCGCCAUUGAUAGAUUAAAAUGUAAUGCUAAACGUCUCUCUACAGUAGAAAGGAUAGCAUUUGAUGAUGAAUUUAUUGAGAACCUAGGCAAAAUAUUAUCCAAUGAAGGCGUUAUCAGUGAAGAACUUUUCCGUGGACUUUUGAAGAGUCUACUAGAUGAUUUAAAGAUCAUAGGAGUUAAAGAGACUAAGGUUGGUAAGAAGUUCCAACGAUCUUUGGAUAAUAAGAUGUUUACGUUGGAACACUUUUCCGCCCAUAUUGAGAAGAUACCAAUUCCAGUAAACUAUUUGUCCACUUUAAAUGGAAAUGGUUAUGAACGAUUGCUAUUGGCUUUGAUGCCCUCUGAGGCUAAAGACUCCUUCCAAGUAUGGGUGCGAAAUACUCUGAAACAAAAACCUAACAUUACACAAUUAAAUGAAAUCACGAGGCUGGUAAGAGCUGUAGGUAAACUGGAGUUGAAGUUGGAGGAACUCAUACCCAUCAAUGAGCCUACAGCCAUUGACGCCCUAAUGUCCUUACAUCUGUUAUGCUUUAUAUCACAUAUCGAUGACUCAACCGAAAUGUUAAAUGCUGUUUUAAAAUUCCAAAAAAUGAUUUAUUCUGGUUGGAACCCUUGCAUGUUUAAUUUUAAUGUCGGCAUAUGUUUGUUGUUAUCGUGUAAUAUUAAAUCUACUAGACAACCGCUGCUUCUUGCUCAGAUAUUUUCAACGUUUCUUAGGACGUAUUCUAGCGCAGCAAUUCUAAACAGACAUGUUCCUAUUGAUGUCAGCUGCAUAAUUCAUCCGUUGCUUGCGGCCUUGGAAAGUAUCCCCCCAGAUACAAUCCCCUCGGAUGCUCUGCCAUUGGUGUUUGUUGUUCCUGAUAUAAUUAACCAUCUCAUGGUAAUGAAUGAUGCUCUAUUGAUUUCAAUUGUGUGUCAGAACUUAGUUGUUGCAAAAGAUAGAGUCAAGGGACUGUUAACGAAUAAUAAGCAUGUAAAAAAUUUGAAUAGGUGUAUCCUAGAUAUGGCUAACUAUCUAUGGAGGAAUAAGUUGUUCACUGACCCGACAACUUGGGGAUUCACUAAAACGUUUUGGGAAACCGUAGCCCAAAAUAUUUAUUUACCAGAUCCAAAUAUUAAACCAAAGCAAAUGUUCACCAUUCCAAAUUUCUAUCCAUUUAGAUACAUAAGUGAAAAGAUUUUAAAGGAUUUAGAGAGGUCAGAAAAUUGUCAAGAAGUUUAUGACAGACCAUUAACAGAUUCUGGUUUUAAAAGCUGGAAAAGAUAUAUGAGUACAUGCAAGGGGACAUGGCUACAGGAAGUUAAUAAUUAUGAUAUAUUUAGGAAACAAAUAUUAAAGGGUAUUCAAAAGGAUGGGACAUACGCUGGGGUGCAAUUGUUCCUUCAAACAUAUUUGAAAAGUUUUGUAAAUGAAAAUACUGACACUUAA